Molecule: messenger RNA, 882 nt
Organism: Priceomyces carsonii
Lineage: Eukaryota; Fungi; Ascomycota; Pichiomycetes; Serinales; Debaryomycetaceae
Exons: 1
Coding region: 1-882 (293 amino acids)
Biological process (GO): SNARE complex disassembly; intracellular protein transport
Cellular component (GO): vacuolar membrane; SNARE complex
Molecular function (GO): syntaxin binding; soluble NSF attachment protein activity
Source: RefSeq, a predicted model, not a curated record
AUGGCUGAUCCUCGUUCUUUGAUUUCAGAGGCAGAGAAAUUAACUAAACCCCAGCUGGGUGUCUUACUGUUUUUCACUGGGUCAUCGCAAUCUUAUAGAUUAGAAGAAGCUAGUGACUUGUUUAUUCAAGCCGGGAACCUGUAUCGUUUAAAGAAGGAAUUCAAAGAAGCCGGCGAUCAGUUUGUCAAAGCCGCAGAUAUUCAGGAAGGGCUUGGUAAUCACAAUGAUGUUGCCAAUAAUUUGGUUGAGGCAUACAAGUGUUAUAAAGGCGUAUCACCUUCCGAAGGAAUACAAUCGUUAUCAAAAGCAAUUCAUAUAUUUUUGACCCAAAAUGGCCAAUUCAGAAGAGCAGCUAAUUUCACUGGUGACUUAGCUGAGCUAUAUGAAUCCGUUGGCGAUACCGAAAAUGCCAUAAAAAGCUACGAACAGGCUGGUGAUUAUUACGUCACAGAUCAUGCCGAAGCUCUAUCGAAUAAAUCGUAUUUAAAGUGUGCUGAUUUAUGUGCUUUAAAGGAAGAUUACAAGAAGGCAGUUGAAUUAUAUGAUACCCUUAUCAAAAAUCUGCUUGGAAAUAACUUGACUAAAUGGAGUUUGAAGGAUUACUUCUUUAAGAGCAUAUUGUGUAUUUUAUGUCUUCAUGAUACCAUUGAGGCACUGAAGAAGUCUGAGAAUUAUCUGAUGGAAGAGCCAUCUUGGCAAUCUACAAGGGAAUAUAAGCUAAUUCAGGAUAUACUAGACGCCAUCGAGCAAGGCGACGUGCAACUUUUUUCGGAUAAGGUUUUUGAGUAUGAUCAAUUUAGCAAACUAGAUAAAUUGAAGACUCAACUUUUGUUAACAAUUAAAAACUCUGUUGUCGAGAAAGAUGAUGAUGAUUUAUUGUAA